Messenger RNA from Aphidius gifuensis, 2009 nucleotides. RefSeq names its product glycine receptor subunit alpha-4 (gene HisCl1). Gene Ontology annotation, cellular component: membrane; synapse; neuron projection. Gene Ontology annotation, biological process: chloride transmembrane transport; nervous system process; chemical synaptic transmission. The transcript has 9 exons. The record is from RefSeq and is a predicted model, not a curated record. Lineage: Eukaryota; Metazoa; Arthropoda; Insecta; Hymenoptera; Braconidae. Gene Ontology annotation, molecular function: transmembrane signaling receptor activity; extracellular ligand-gated monoatomic ion channel activity; neurotransmitter receptor activity. Bases 319 to 1701 code for a protein of 460 amino acids.
AACAAAAGUUGUUUUUUUUUUUGUUUUGUAGAGUAAAAAAAAUUAAUAAAAAAGAAAAAUAUACAGUGAAUGAUAAAAAAUCCAGAUGAACGUGACCAAGCACGCCUGUCGUGAUUAUCAUCAAUAUUUCCACGACGGGAAUAAUAAUCAAAAAUUAGAAAUUAAAAAUAAAUUAUUAUUCAAUUAAAUGUAAUUUUAAUAUUCAGUAUUUUAUAUUAUCAUUAAGUUAAUUCCAUAUGCCGGUGAACUCGUGAUAAGGUCUCAAUCAGAGCAUCGACUAAACCCCGGAGUCGACGACUUGGGAAAGCCAAUUGGGGCAUGACGAGAUAUUCCUUGAUGGUACUCUACUGUCUCUACACCCUCGUCGAUAUGGCAUCCCUUCACUUUUCCGAGAAAAUAUGCGAACCGGUACUUUCAACGGAGCUCGAAGAAUGGCAUAUUAAAGUUGAUAGCCUAUCGUCUCGCACAAUUCGUCUGUCGGCAAGAAAACGCGGAUACAGAUUUUUUCCUAAAAUCGAAAGGGAAAUUGAAGGCGAGGAGUAUGGCAGAAAAGAGGUAUCACUGUCAUUGAGGGAUAUUUUGCCAAUAAAUCCAAAAGCAUAUGAUAAACAUAGAGCACCAAAAUUUUAUGGACAACCAACAGUUGUUUAUUUUCAUGUCACUGUACUUAGUCUUGACUCAAUUAAUGAAGAAUCAAUGACAUACGUCGCUGACAUUUUUUUGGCUCAAAGUUGGCGUGAUUCAAGGUUGAGAUUGCCAGAAAACAUGUCAGAAGAUUAUCGAAUACUUGACGUUGAUUGGCUGCACAACAUAUGGAGACCAGAUUGUUUCUUUAAAAAUGCAAAGAAAGUUACAUUUCAUGAGAUGUCAAUACCCAAUCAUUAUCUAUGGUUAUAUCACGAUAAAACAUUACUCUACAUGUCAAAGCUAACUUUGGUCCUUUCAUGCGCAAUGAAAUUCGAGUCAUAUCCUCAUGACACACAAAUAUGUUCCAUGAUGAUUGAAAGUCUUUCACAUACAACUCAAGAUUUGGUAUUUCUUUGGAAUAUGACUGAUCCACUUGUUGUUAAUCCAGAUAUUGAAUUGCCCCAGCUUGAUAUAUCAAAUAAUUAUACAACUGAUUGCACAAUUGAAUAUUCAACUGGAAAUUUUACUUGCAUACAAAUUGUAUUUAAUUUGCGACGUAGACUUGGAUAUCAUUUGUUUCAUACAUAUAUACCAUCAGCAUUAAUUGUUGUUAUGUCAUGGAUUGCAUUUUGGAUAAAACCAGAAGCAAUACCAGCAAGAGUUACACUUGGUGUAACAUCGUUACUUACUCUUGCUACACAAAAUACUCAAUCUCAGCAAUCACUACCACCAGUGUCUUAUGUCAAAGCAAUUGACAUAUGGAUGUCUUCAUGCAGUAUAUUUGUGUUUCUUUCGUUGAUGGAAUUUGCUGUUGUUAAUAAUUAUAUGGGUCCAGUUGCAACAAAAGCAAUGAAGGGAUACUCUGAUGAAGAUCUCCGUGAAUCAAUUGAUGAAUUCAAAACACCAAUGAGACCAGAGUCAAGAAGCAGAAGUCCAACACGACCACUCAGUGUUCAGUAUGAUACUUGUUGUGCAGGAAGAGCAACUGCAAUUUACAUUGAUAAAUUAUCAAGAUUUUUUUUUCCCUUUUCAUUCUUUAUUCUAAAUGUACUUUACUGGACAACAUUUCUUUAAAAAAUUGUUGAAUAUAAAAUUAUUAAACCAUUAAUAAUGGCAAAAUAAAAAUAAUUAAAACAAUAUGCCAAGUUAACGAAAUUAAUAUUAAAAAUAAAUAUAAAUAUUAUAUCAAUUAAUUUAUUUUAAUUUUUUUCUUUUUUCAAUAAUAAUAUUAAUUAAUUUAUAAUAAUAGACAAUGCCAUGCUGUAUUGUGGCUCAUGUUUUUACGUCAAAUAUUAUUGUUAUAUUAUUAUAAUUUGAUUUUUAAGAAUUAUUCAUGUUUAAAUCUUGAAAUAUUUAAAAUAAUAAAUUGAAUUUUUAAUUCA